UAGGCAUAGGGAGUAGACUUUCAAGUUUGACACAUUAAAUAUCCUUUCUUGUCUGUCCCAUUAAUUUAAAAUUGUUUUUUUUUUUUUUGGGGGGGGGGGAGGUGGAUCCUGAAAUAAAGAAACGGUUACACAGGCUUCAGGGAUGAAACAGCUGCUGGCCUGUCUGCAUUUCUGCUGAGACUUACACACCAUUGCAUAUAAAACAUAGAUUUAAUGAAGUAAGUUACUAGUUUUAUGAGGCACUGUGAGUGUGAGGGAAGGACAUGGCAUUUGUGCAGUAAACUUUAUCUGUGAAUGCUAGCUCUGGGGGAAGCAGUCCUGCCCUCUUCAUUAGAGAGGUAGCAUGCAGAACAUAAGUAGGUGGGAGAUAGACAUAAUGCUGAUCAGGCUCACCACUGUGACUCCUGCACUCUCUCUUUUAACUUUGCAAUCCCAAAGUCUGAAAAGGUGUGUGUGUGUGAGAGAGAGAGAGAGCUCCAUGAAAUCUAUGUGUGUAUUACUUUGUCAUUUAAAAUAAAAUUUCAGAAGUUACCCUAAUUUUAACCCUGAUAUUCUGACAGCAGUUUUUCUUUCCAGCUGUAGUGAACCCCCCCCCCCCCUUUGGUAAACGACUUAAGUUCCAAGAGAACUUUCACUUCUUUAUUUAUAAUCACAGAAGUGAGGUGUUACUUCACACACACACACACACACACACACACACACCACACAAAGAAUGAAAUAAAGAAAUGAAACUCGCUAAGCAGACAAAAACAGGCAAGUUUCUGCUUAGAAAACAGCCUCCUCCGGUGGAAAAGGUUAGACUGCCCAUGCCUAAGAGAAGGACUUGCUCCCGAAUUUUGUUUUGGCCAGAAAUGGUGAGAAGAAAAAGCAUGAAGAAGCCGCGAAGUGUGGGGGAGAAAAAGGUGGAGGCGAAGAAACAGCUCCCGGAGCAAACUGAACAAAACCUCGCCAAGAGUGUCGGGAGGCAGGACCGUUAUUCCUGCGGAGCAGGGGAGAGAAGAGAGACCCUGAAACACGCGCCACCUAUCUUUGUGGGGAGGGAUAAUUGAAGCGCCCUGAGCGUGAGCAUCAUGUGAAAACGUGAUCGCCAAGUUUCUCUCUGGGAAAAGAUCUGGGAUAGAUUAUACCUUGAAGUCUCCGCAAACGCUUUAGUGGAAGAAAUGAAAUUCCACCUCCCUCCCUUCCUCUCUCCCUCCCUCCCUCCCUUCUCCACGCCCCCCCCCCCCCCCCCCCCCCCCCCGUCAAGCCUUUGGCAUCAUUAUCCUCAUCACUAAAUCCUGCAGAGUACUGGGCGGAAAACCGUGCAGACCAUUCACAGAACUGGCGAACUCCGAGGGGCGAAAGUUAAAGGGAAAGAUCUCGGGUCUUCCAUGCAGAUCUCUUUUCCUAAUAUCUCUGGUGGCUAGGCUUGAGGUGCACAUCAAGUUGUGGGGAUACCUCAAGCACUGUUUUUGUAACUAAAUUCUUGCCCUUUCUCUUAUUACAUUUUUUUUAAAGAUGCCAGAGCUAAGGGAGGAAAAUGCUACUUGUGCCACUGCAUCUUAGGAUUUCAGGGUGUGUUUGUGUGUGUGUGUGUGUGUGUGUGUGUGUGUGAGAGAGAGAGAGAGAGAGAGAGAGAGAGAGAGAGAGAGAGGAGAGAGAGAGAUUUCUGUACUGGAUCCCUAUAUUAAAAGUACUUUGGCAUUUUAAUAAAGGGUCUCUAGAUUAACGUAGAACAGCACUAUGCUGGCCAACGUCUGGAUCUCUCUCUAUCUACGCAGAUCACACUACAAAGUGAGGGGUUGGGGACAGGAGGAAGAAGGAAAAAGGCCAGAGGAGCUUAGGAGGAAAGAAAGAAGAGGGUGACAUUAAACUGUGUGGGGUCUAAGUUUUGAAGUACAUAUUUUUUGAUAUUGCAAUUAAAGUAAAAUUAAAAAGAAAA
This is a messenger RNA of Meriones unguiculatus (Mongolian gerbil), 1921 nucleotides long. RefSeq lists its product as uncharacterized. The record is from RefSeq and is a predicted model, not a curated record. The transcript is spliced from 3 exons. Bases 726 to 1049 code for a protein of 107 amino acids. NCBI's taxonomy places the organism in Eukaryota, Metazoa, Chordata, Mammalia, Rodentia, Muridae.